GCAUUCUGGGGAUUGUAGUCUCCGUAGGAAAGUAGCCUCUUCAGUGUGGCGUGGCUGUAUACCUUAUGAGGAGAUGAGUGGUAAACGGCCAGCUGAGCCUGGCCCUGCCCGGGUGGGAAAAAAGGGAAAGAAGGAGAUGAUGGCGGAGUUUUCGGCCGCUGUCACGGAGGAAACCUUGAAAAAGCAGGUGGCAGAGGCUUGGAGACGUAGGACGCCGUUCAGUCACGAAGCCAUUGUCAUGGACAUGGACCCCUUUCUUCACUGCCAGAUCCCAAGUUUCAUUCAAAGCCAAGACUUCUUGGAAGAGCUUCAGAAGGAACUUUUGAACUUGAACUUCCAUGAAAAGUAUAAUGAUUUAUAUAAGUUCCAGCAGUCUGAUGAUUUGAAGAAAAGAAAAGAGCCUCAUAUCUCUGCUUUAAGGAAAAUUUUGUUUGAAGAUUUCCGGACCUGGCUUUCUCACAUUUCUGAAAUUGACCUGGAAUCAACUAUUGACAUGUCCUGUGCUAAAUAUGAAUUCACCGAUGCCCUACUCUGCCAUGACGAUGAGUUGGAAGGGCGCCGGAUAGCCUUCAUUUUAUACCUGGUUCCUUCCUGGGACAGGAGCUUUGGGGGCACCCUGGACCUGUACAGCAUCGAUGAACACUUUCAGCCGAAGCAGAUUGUCAAGUCUCUUACCCCUUCGUGGAACAAACUGGUUUUCUUUGAAGUGUCUCCAGUGUCCUUUCACCAGGUGUCUGAAGUCCUCUCUGAAGAACAGUCACGUUUGUCUAUAAGCGGCUGGUUUCAUGGUCCUUCACUGACCAGGCCUCCCAACUACCUUGAACCCGUCAUACCUCGGAGCCCUCACAUCCCACAAGAUCAUGAAAUUUUAUAUGAUUGGAUCAACCCCACUUAUCUGGACAUGGAUUACCAAGUUCAAAUUCAAGAAGAGUUUGAAGAAAGUUCUGAAAUUCUCCUGAAGGAGUUUCUUAAGCCUGAGAAAUUUGCAAAGGUCUGUGAGGCCUUGGAGAAGGGAGAUGUGGAAUGGAGCAGCCGAGGUCCCCCUAACAAAAGGUUUUAUGAGAAAGCUGAGGAGAGUAAGCUUCCCGAUAUACUGAAGGACUGCAUGGAGUUAUUUCGCUCUGAGGCACUGUUCUUGCUGCUCUCCAACUUCACAGGCCUGAAGCUUCACUUCUUGGCCCCUUCAGAAGAAGAUGAGACUGAUGACAAAAAAGAGGAAGCAGCAGCCUCUGCUGCUGCUAGCACUGAAGAAGGGACUAGCCAUGGCUCCUCCGAGCCAGAGAAUAAUCAGGCAGCCGUCAGCAGCAGCAGCCAACACACAGGCCCGGAGCCAGAGGAAAACGAAACAAAGAAAGAAGUAAGUGUUCCCACAUGCCAAGGAGAACUGAGGCAUUGGAAGACUGGUCACUACACUUUAAUCCAUGACAACAGCAAGACUGAAUUUGCCCUGGACUUAAUUCUCUACUGUGGCUGUGAAGGCUGGGAGCCAGAGUAUGGUGGCUUUACUUCCUACAUUGCUAAAGGUGAAGAUGAAGAGCUGCUAACAGUGAAUCCAGAAAACAAUUCUUUGGCAUUGGUCUACAGAGAUACAGAGACUCUGAAAUUCGUCAAGCAUAUUAACCACCGAAGCCUAGAACAAAAGAAAACCUUCCCAAACAGAACAGGUUUCUGGGACUUUUCAUUCGUCUAUUAUGAAUGACAGGACUGGGCAAAGCUAAACGACAACACGAUGCUUCAUCAGUACUGGGAGAUCUGGAACAGCCAGGCAUGGAGUGAAGCAGAGCUACGUGGUCGCUCGCCUGACAGUGUUCUUAAAGCUCGUUGCCCUUUAAUAGGACUCAGUGAUUAGUCUUCCAUCUAGACCUUGAGCUUGGAGCUAUGUACUUAUUUCUUGAUUAAAAAAAAAAAGUUUUUUUUAACAUU
Molecule: messenger RNA, 1923 nt
Organism: Propithecus coquereli (Coquerel's sifaka)
Lineage: Eukaryota; Metazoa; Chordata; Mammalia; Primates; Indriidae
Gene: OGFOD1
Product: 2-oxoglutarate and iron-dependent oxygenase domain containing 1
Exons: 13
Coding region: 74-1699 (541 amino acids)
Biological process (GO): regulation of translational termination; peptidyl-proline hydroxylation
Cellular component (GO): cytoplasm
Molecular function (GO): L-ascorbic acid binding; iron ion binding; peptidyl-proline dioxygenase activity
Source: RefSeq, a predicted model, not a curated record